Molecule: messenger RNA, 609 nt
Organism: Stereum hirsutum FP-91666 SS1
Lineage: Eukaryota; Fungi; Basidiomycota; Agaricomycetes; Russulales; Stereaceae
Product: TrkH-domain-containing protein
Exons: 4
Coding region: 1-609 (202 amino acids)
Biological process (GO): intracellular potassium ion homeostasis; potassium ion import across plasma membrane
Cellular component (GO): plasma membrane
Molecular function (GO): high-affinity potassium ion transmembrane transporter activity
Source: RefSeq, a predicted model, not a curated record
AUGGAUGUCGCACCAAGUGGGAGGAGUCAACUAAACGACGAGGCCAACCAGGAUUGGUUCAAUAUCUUCAACGUCGUGUUCGAGCUCGUCUCCGCGUAUGGUACCGUUGGCCUGAGUCUAGGCGUGGCGAAUGGCAACUACUCUUUGUCUGGCGCUUUCAGUCCCCUCUCGAAACUUAUUGUCUGCCUCGUCAUGCUUCGAGGCCGACACCGUGGUUUGCCCGUUGCCAUUGACCGCGCCGUUGUCCUUCCUUUCGAGUUCAGAAAUUCUGAUGAGGACAUGGCUCCUGGGACGGGCAGAGGACAAGGACAGGAUAGGAGUACGAGCCCGAUGUCGAGAAGGAGACCGAGCGUUACGAGUUCAAUGAUGCCGGGGAUGGGGCUAAGCGGUGGGAUCAUGCAUAAUGGAGGCGCUGAUGGUGUAUCACCUCCCGCUGGUGGCCCUGGUGGAGAGAAGGAUGGCAUGCCAGGGGUUCCGAACGAGCGGAGGAAGAGGAGGUCGUCAUCGAGGCUCAGUACACUUGGUGAUAGACUAGGUGGGAUUGUGGGUGGUGCGGGGAACGGCGGGGGCGCGGCUGAGGACAUUGUUGUUCGUGAGAAGAAGUCAUGA